Molecule: messenger RNA, 960 nt
Organism: Pleurotus ostreatus (oyster mushroom)
Lineage: Eukaryota; Fungi; Basidiomycota; Agaricomycetes; Agaricales; Pleurotaceae
Exons: 5
Coding region: 1-960 (319 amino acids)
Source: RefSeq, a predicted model, not a curated record
AUGCUGUGGCUUCUAUUACUGGUGGUUGCAGCUUCAGCUGUACUUGCAACACCUGUUGUGUAUGACGGACGCGUGCCAUUCUCGUUCCCGGAGGCGAGUCUGGAUACUUCCACUGGCCCGUUCCUAACAGUGGUCAAGGGCACAGAGUCUGCAACUCAUUAUAGUUCUGUCUUGGGACACACCAAACGCCCGACCCCUCUCUGGGACAAAAGCCCGAUCCCCUUCCUCCCGCUUCCCAUCUUCACUGUACCCACGGAGCAGGUGAUAUCAAUGAGAAUUGACAACACAUCGGUCUUUUUUCCCGGUGGGAACAACCCCCAAUUUGGUUUCCGCCGCACAGAGCUGCUUGCGCAGGCAGAGGAAGGAGGGCCCACUGCGUUGUUACCGGAUAUCGAGGAGGGCGUAACGGCGUUUCAUUUCUCGAUUCAGCUGGACGAGCGCUUUCCUUUGAAUUAUGAUCAUGAGUACCAGAUCGUUUUCAUUGAGACUAGUGACGGAUCCCAUGUUUUCGGAGUACAAUUAGGAUCCCCUUUCACAAAUCCUCCCGGGCCACUUCCAGCGCCAAAUGCGCAUUCGUUCAAAGUCCUGGACCACUCCCUGAACGUCCUCUUCUCGGCUCCCUCUUCUCCGAGAUCGUGGCACAAUUUCGCGGUACUGGUCGACUGGGAUAAUCUUACGCUGAAAGUAUAUUAUUCGAAAGACGGCGCGCCGUUAAAGCCUGUCACUGGUACCAUACCUAAUCUGAGCGUCUCCCCUGGAGGUCCUGGCAAGGGUGAAUUCCAUUUUGGCAUUUUGAAGCUUCCGUUGGUUGAUCCGAACGACUCGCCUUCAGACCAAGGGGAUGUCGUUCACCAUGGUAUACAGGAGGGAUCCACUGAGGGCUUGUUCUAUUCGGGUGUUUUUGUCGAGAAGGUGACAAAAGGCGUUAGCACUGGUUAUGGGAAGACUAUUCGACCUUAG